AGUCUAAAACCACCCACCCGUUAUUUCAAAAAGAAAAAUACCUACCAGCUACCAGGCUUCCACUAACCCACUACCAGUCUACUACCACCAUUUUCUCUUCCUUCGACGGUCAUCCCAAAGAGACGAUAAACUCACCAUUCUCAAAAAUGGCGACCUCUCUCCUCCCAAAACCCUUCAUCUCAACACUUCUUCCUAUUCCUUCAACUACCAUUUCACCUCCUUCUUCACUCUCUUUCUCCAUCAAAGCAGCCGCCACAACCUCCGCCACUCCAACUCCGUUGAAACUUAUCAAAGAUCACGCCGUUGAAUCAAUAAAGGCGAGACAGAUCAUCGACAGCCGUGGAAAUCCUACCGUUGAAGUCGACCUAUUCACCGGCGACGGCAGUCUGUACCGUUCGGCAGUUCCUAGUGGUGCUUCUACUGGGAUCUAUGAAGCACUUGAGCUUCGUGAUGGUGAUAAAUCUGUUUAUGGUGGGAAAGGUGUUCUUCAUGCUGUGAGAAAUAUCAAUGAGGUUUUAGGCCCUAAACUUGUUGGCGUCGAUGCUAGAGAUCAAGCUAAUGUUGAUGCCCUCAUGUUAGAGCUUGAUGGAACUCCAAACAAGUCAAAAUUCGGAGCAAAUGCUAUUUUGGGUGUAUCUCUAAGUGUAUGUAGAGCUGGCGCAGGGGCAAAGGGGAUACCUUUGUACAAGCACAUUCAGGAAAUAUCAGGAACCAAGGAACUUGUUAUGCCUGUUCCAGCAUUCAAUGUGAUUAAUGGAGGGAGCCAUGCUGGCAAUAACUUGGCCAUGCAAGAAUUCAUGAUUUUACCAGUUGGUGCAUCAUCUUUUGCAGAAGCGCUUCGUAUGGGUAGUGAAGUAUAUCACAUACUGAAGAGCAUUAUUAAAGCAAAGUAUGGACAAGAUGCUUGCAAUGUAGGAGAUGAAGGAGGUUUUGCACCAAAUGUCCAAGAUAACCGUGAGGGACUUGUAUUACUUAUGGAAGCAAUUGAAAAGGCUGGGUACACUGGCAAAAUCAAAAUUGGGAUGGAUGUAGCAGCUUCUGAGUUUUAUACCGAGGAUGGGAAUUAUGAUUUGGAUUUCAAGAAACAGCCAAAUGAUGGAUCUCAUGUGCAUACGGCUAAAGGGCUUUGUGACCUUUACACAGAGUUUGUCAGAGAUUUUCCCAUUGUUUCAAUUGAAGAUCCAUUUGACCAAGAUGACUGGAGUUCAUGGGCUUCACUACAAUCUUCAGUAGACAUCCAACUGGUAGGAGAUGAUCUUUUGGUCACUAACCCAAAGAGAAUAGCCGAAGGGAUUGAGAAAGAAGCUUGUAACGCUUUGCUGUUGAAGGUUAAUCAAAUUGGUUCUGUAAGUGAAUCCAUUCAAGCUGCCCUGGACUCCAAAACUGCCGGAUGGGGUGUUAUGGUCAGCCACCGGAGUGGUGAAACUGAGGACAAUUUUAUUGCUGACCUUUCUGUUGGCUUGGCCAGUGGACAGAUCAAGACAGGUGCUCCUUGUCGCAGUGAGAGGUUAGCCAAAUACAACCAGCUUUUGCGCAUCGAAGAGGAACUUGGUAGUGUACGUUAUGCUGGUGAAGCCUUUAGGUCACCAUAGAGAAGUGAGAUGUCAUGUCCUAUUAUACAAUAAUCGGUUCCAACAUGAAAGGCUAUGCAGACGGUAGAAUUCAAUUUUUCAGACAGUUGGAGAAUACGUGAGUUUAAAAUGAGAAAGUCAAGUGCGUUUUCGUGAUAUUACUAGGAUCAGAAUAGGCUACAUUCCUAUGAUAUAUGAUCUGCGUUAUUUUCCUAUAGAGUUGUUGAGAAAGUUGCUUGUUAGUGGAGAAAUUUGCCCUUGAAAUUGAGAAUUGCAAGCUACGUGCCUGGUUUACUGGAUUUUGUCAUAUAUGCUAACUAGAUAAUGCUCGUGUGAUUUACGGUUU
This is a messenger RNA of Amaranthus tricolor (Joseph's coat), 1917 nucleotides long. Its product is annotated as enolase 1, chloroplastic. The transcript has 7 exons. Gene Ontology annotation, molecular function: magnesium ion binding; phosphopyruvate hydratase activity. The record is from RefSeq and is a predicted model, not a curated record. Lineage: Eukaryota; Viridiplantae; Streptophyta; Magnoliopsida; Caryophyllales; Amaranthaceae. Gene Ontology annotation, cellular component: phosphopyruvate hydratase complex. Gene Ontology annotation, biological process: glycolytic process. The coding region runs from base 147 to 1592 and encodes 481 amino acids.